Molecule: messenger RNA, 1518 nt
Organism: Gastrolobium bilobum
Lineage: Eukaryota; Viridiplantae; Streptophyta; Magnoliopsida; Fabales; Fabaceae
Product: protochlorophyllide reductase, chloroplastic
Exons: 5
Coding region: 97-1302 (401 amino acids)
Molecular function (GO): protochlorophyllide reductase activity
Source: RefSeq, a predicted model, not a curated record
CACCACUUACUAGAUUUUCUUGCUGAGUGCUUACAUUGUACAACCAAAAAAAAAAACCAAGUUUUUAAUUUUUUAUUUCCUUGCAAGUUACAAUCAAUGGCUCUCCAAGCUGCUUCUUUGGUUCCUGCUUCUUUCUCCAUUCCUAAAGAGGGAAAGUCUAGUUUAUCUCUCAAGGACUCCACCCUUUUUGGUCUUUCAUUGUCUGAACCUCUCAAAGCUGACUUCAGCUCUUCUGCAUUGAGGUACAAGGUAAGUAGGGAAUUCCAACAAAGAGUUGGUGCUGUGAGGGCAGAGACAGUGGCUACAACCACUCCAGCAGUUAACAAGUCAGCACCAGAAGGCAAGAAAACAUUGAGGAAAGGAAGUGUUGUGAUAACUGGUGCUUCCUCUGGAUUGGGCCUUGCCACUGCUAAGGCUUUGGCUGAGACAGGAAAAUGGCAUGUUAUAAUGGCCUGCAGGGAUUUCCUCAAAGCUGCAAGAGCUGCAAAAUCUGCUGGCAUAGCUAAGGAAAACUACACCAUUAUGCACUUAGACCUUGCCUCUCUUGACAGUGUUCGCCAAUUUGUAGAUAACUUCAGAAGAUCAGGGAUGCCACUUGAUGUGCUGGUUUGCAAUGCUGCUGUUUACUUGCCAACUGCUAAGGAACCUAGAUUCACUGCUGAAGGCUUUGAACUUAGUGUUGGCACAAACCAUCUGGGGCAUUUUCUCCUUGCACGCCUCUUGCUUGAGGACUUGAACAAAUCUGAUUACCCUUCAAAGCGCAUGAUCAUUGUUGGCUCAAUCACAGGGAACACAAAUACAUUGGCUGGAAAUGUACCUCCCAAGGCUAACCUUGGUGACUUGAGGGGACUUGCGGGUGGCUUGAAUGGGCUAAACACUUCAUCCAUGAUAGAUGGUGGAGACUUUGAUGGUGCCAAGGCAUACAAGGACAGCAAAGUUUGUAAUAUGCUCACAAUGCAAGAGUUCCAUAAAAGAUUCCAUGAGGAAACUGGAGUCACAUUUGCUUCCCUUUACCCGGGUUGCAUUGCCACAACAGGCUUGUUUAGAGAGCACAUUCCUUUGUUCAGGACUCUAUUCCCUCCAUUUCAAAAGUAUAUAACCAAAGGCUUUGUAUCAGAAGAUGAAGCAGGAAAGAGACUUGCUCAGGUUGUAAGUGAUCCAAGCCUAACAAAAUCUGGUGUUUACUGGAGCUGGAAUAAAACUUCUGCUUCAUUUGAAAAUCAGUUGUCCCAAGAGGCCAGCGAUGCAGAAAAGGCUCGCAAGGUUUGGGAGAUUAGUGAGAAACUCGUUGGUUUGGCCUAACUGGGAGCCUCCAAUAUUCAUGUUGUAUCAUUUGACCUUGCCAUGGAGCAAAAUGACAUCUCAGAAGAGUUAAUAUUGUUUUGUGAGCUAGGAACUUUUUUUUGCAUUGAUGUAGGAGUCGAUGACUUCUGAGAUUUAAGACUAUCAAUAAAAUCAUUCAACCAUGUGGCGAAGUGCUUAUAAACUUUCUGAAAUAACUGAACAUAGUGACUGCAA